Messenger RNA from Drosophila mauritiana, 2172 nucleotides. RefSeq lists its product as uncharacterized. The record is from RefSeq and is a predicted model, not a curated record. NCBI's taxonomy places the organism in Eukaryota, Metazoa, Arthropoda, Insecta, Diptera, Drosophilidae. The transcript is spliced from 3 exons. Bases 1680 to 2042 code for a protein of 120 amino acids.
CAGUGCAGAUGAAAUCUCAAAUAGACUCUCAACAAAUCCCGCUGACAGUUUAGUUCAACGUUUUAUCCCCGCUGACUCGGCAGAAGGCAAUGCAGAUACAAACGUAUCUGCUACCUGUGUUCAGAUACUUUUUCGCUCAUCCGUUAACCGCAAUCCGCGAUGAACUGCGAGCCAUUGUGCUGUAGAUGCUGCUGCUUUCUGCCUGCUGCUGAUGUACCUGCAAUUUUGGCCGCUACUCAUGUUGCUGAUGUAGCUGCAAUUGCUGCUGCUGCUGCUGCGUGACAACGAUUGCACAAUGGAAUCAAUUGUUAUAAUGGAAUUAGCGUGCGCGAGGUUGGGCACAGCCGUGAAUUGUCAGCCAGAAAGAGAGAGAGCGUUUUUAAGGAGAAAUAGGAAAGAAAGAUGGUGGCGGGGAAAGUGCGGCCAUGGGCAGCCCCAGAUAUCAGUAGAAAUGUGUAAUUAACUGUGCGAGCAAAGACGGCACUAUCUGAACUUGACAACUCAACGUACAAUCUACAAACAUUGUACUGCACUAAAUAUUUUGAAGAAGUGCAAUACAAUUAAAGGCAAGGUUAGCCCUCAUUGCCCAAUUUUGUGAGAUCAUUUGAGACCAACCUCAAAGGCAACACCUUGUUUUCAAAGCCUUUAUGGCUUCGAUCAUUCCAAAACAGCCAAUUCAUUGCUUACCCCAUUAGUUGACCAAACAAAACCCAACCCGAUCACCCUUAAAGCAAAGAUUCAUUUAAAGUGAUUCAUGGAUACCCGUUUAGGGUAUCAAUAUCGCUCAGUCAGACAAGCCCUUUCACUUCAGUUUUAAUGGAAACAGCCUUAAACUUUUCCUCUCUCUCUUUCAUUCGGUUUUUCGAUAUUUCACAAUGCAAAUACGAAAUAUAUAAACAAUUGCCUUUCGAGACAAUAUUUACAAGCGUGGCCAGCUGCGACAAAAAAACCAACAAUAAUCGCUUAAAGGGGGCACGUUUUUGAUGCACAAGACAUGUUGCAAAGCAAAACAAAGAGGGACUAGAAAAACUGGUUGGACACAUGAAUAAUAUACGUACGAAAAAAAUAGAAAAUCUACAAGAUGGCAGGGAGAAUCGUUGGGGGGAGGGGGUAAGAAAAUGCUAAGUGCAUUCGAGCAGCAAAAGAACUUGAUAAGUUAGCUGGAAGUGGAUCAUGUGGUGUGGAAUCUAUUUCCAGAAAAUCCAAAGGGGGAGCGGCGUUGUGGAAGCGAGUGUCCGCUUCAAAAAGUUGCCAGCCAAGUGAUCCAUAAACGGAGUGAUUAAAUAAAUUAAAAUUCUUUAUUUUCUUGUUUAUUGCUGAUCUCCCGCUGCCGUUCCUGCUCCCUCAAUCGCAAUAUUCUUUCGCCCACAGCGGGUUCUAAUAAUUAGCACAAGAAUUGGCUCACUGAGGGAAUCAUUUCCACAUGGUUAUAAAGCUUAUUCUGUACCCAGCUUAUUUACAUCACAGUUUAGUUCAGGCCCCGUCAUUUGCUAAUCGAAACUCGUCUGGCGAAAACAGCUCUAUAAAAUAAGACCCGAAACAGAGCACGCAAAUUCAGCUUGGAAUUCGUCCAUGAGCAGAUACGAAUAUAUUUACGGAUACGGAUUAAAUGGUUCCUAUUUAAGUGCCGGCCACUUAACACCGUCGAAUUAAAUCGAGGCAAAUCAGGCGGAUCCAAGAUGCUCACCAGACAGCCCGACUACACCAUCUCCGAGCUGGGCCAUCCCAUCCACCAGUGGUCGGAUUCGACCACGUGCGAGUCCCUCAAGAAGCUGGACUACAGAAAGAUGCCCAGUUCCCCGCCAUCACCACAUCGCCUGCUGCCACUGAGGGAAACGCUGGACGAUUGUUUCAAGCGCUUGACGAUGAGAAGCAGAGAAGAUUUCGUAGAGGAUCCCGUAUACCAGCAGAAAUUGAGGAAGAAUCAGUGCAAUGAACAGCAGCGAAAGCGCAGCAAUCAAAAAUGUCGAGAUAAAGCCCAGUCCGGAGCAACAACGACGACGACAACGAUAGCGGCGAGCUGCGAUUUAAACAAUUUCUGAGAUUAGAAGAAGGAGGAAGAAUACCUAUAGGGAAGCAACCUAAGCGGACUGACUAAAAGUGCUAAAAUAAAACACCUUUUGCCUAGAUCAUUAAGUACAUUAAAUGUUAAGUAAAGAAAAAGCUAUAACA